AUGUCGACUGCUCCAGCCCCCUCGACAAAUCGCGGAGAGAUCACCCUCCAGCCUUCCUACUUUACUUCUUCAUUAUAUGUAGAACCCCUACGUCAGGAUAUACAAACUCUGAUCUCAGUCUUCUCCGAGCAGUAUCUCCGGACUCCGCCCCCGCCCCAGCCGUUCGAACUUUUCAAACGAAUUUGGACGCAACAGGGAUGGUGCUGGAUUCACUUCAAAGUGUUCGAUGCUCGUGCGCGCGAGUCUUUCAUUGCUGUGACGGAGAGACUAUUUUUAGAGCGUGCGGUCGCAACUAAGAUUUCGUUAGCUAACAUCGUAUCGCUUUUCGCGUUAUACACAUUCUACUUAACGCAACCUUCCACCACGAACCCUGCCUUGCACAGUAUCAAGCAUAUUGGUAUUCCGAUUGAUCACCACAAGUUUCUGCUAUCUAUGCCACAUCAUAUCUCGGAAGUUGAAUUGCGUCCGCUGCGUGGUUACGUCAAUCACACCCUUAAAGUCCUUCUUGAUGCUCGAGCAUUCCAUAUUCUCCCUCAUUCUUCCUUACGCCCAUACAAUCCGUCCGUUCUGCCUCGUGAAAUCUUCAUACCAGAAGGUCAGGAAUCAGCUGUUUUUGCUGCCCUUACCGGCGUGCCAUCAAUGUCGCAGAAUUCGCGUUUACCCAAAAAGAAAGGCCGUCCUUCCAAGCGCGAAAAAAUGAAGAAAGCUAAAGAUGCCCUAAUAGCUUUGGAGAAAUACGUUGACAAGAAUACGGUACCCUUGCUGCCGGAGCCUCCCUGGCAUAUGGGAGCAGGGGGUGGUGCUAUGCUGUCUGAUUCCCAGCAGACAACUCACAUCUUGGUGGCAAACCCUCCGAUCGCUAGCCGCGACAAUUACCGUGUUCACAAAGGUCAACUGCUUGAUGAACUCGUCCCUAAAUCUCAGAUACCGAGUGCUGAGAGUUUCGCUACCUCGGAAACAAACCUGGGACAGCAGGCAGUACAGCGCGCUAAUGAAGCCGUCCUUGAACGCUUGAAAAUUAUCGAUGAGAUGGCGGCCGAAAGGGGAUUGGAGGUAGGUGGCGAAGGUGGCGAAAAGACAGGCCUCGCUCGCGUGGAGAGAGCCGUUCGGCAAAUGCACCAAAUUGGAAUGGUAGCGCAGAGAGGCGGUAUUCUGGCCUUACUGGAUGGUGCCGGUAUAGAGCUUGGACAUGACUUGCAAAAUGGGAAUGAGUGA
Fibroporia radiculosa is the source of this 1215-nucleotide messenger RNA. RefSeq lists its product as uncharacterized. The transcript is spliced from 3 exons. The coding region runs from base 1 to 1215 and encodes 404 amino acids. The record is from RefSeq and is a predicted model, not a curated record. NCBI's taxonomy places the organism in Eukaryota, Fungi, Basidiomycota, Agaricomycetes, Polyporales, Fibroporiaceae.